UGCUGUCACACGCAAGCGUGAAAUCUGACGUGAUGCUCCAGCCACCGUCCCAUUCAAACGUUUCUCGGGAUCCUCCCUUCAGACAGUCGUGCGUAUGCGCUGCUAACGGCACAGCGGCAUUGUCAGAGCAGUAUUUGAACACAAGCGACAGAUUAACAGAGAGAAAUCAAUAGGUAACUUGGUCUGGAUUGAUUUUUUUCUGCGGCAAUGUAAAGAUGGCGAGAGUGCUCCACAACUUGCUGUUAUUUCUGAUCAGACUUGCGCUUAAAAUCAGAGUUUUGGGGUAUUGGUCGCUUAUAUACGGUUAUUGUGGUCUGUGCACCGUCGUAGCCCUCCUGAAACUUUGGUGGAACAUCGUCCUGAGGCCGACAACAACCUUCCAAUGGGUGACUCGUGAAACUCCCCCGGCUUGUCUGAAUGACACGUCCUUGGGAACCCACUGUUAUGUUAGGAUCAAGGAGUCUGGCCUCAGGUUUCACUAUGUUGCUGCUGGAGAGAGAGGAAAGCCACUCAUGCUGUUCUUACACGGAUUCCCUGAGUUCUGGUUCUCCUGGAGAUACCAGCUGCGAGAGUUUAAGAGUGAAUUCCGUGUGGUGGCCAUCGACAUGCGGGGCUAUGGGGAGUCAGACUUGCCGCUCUCACCUGAAAGUUAUCGCUUCGAUCACCUGGUCACCGACGUCAAGGACAUCGUGGAGUACUUAGGAUACAACAGAUGUUGCCUCGUUGGCCACGACUGGGGAGGAACCGUAGCGUGGCUGUUUGCCAUUCAUUACCCAGAGAUGGUGACGAAGCUCAUUGUUCUCAACUGUGCCCACCCUUCUGUGUUCGCAGAUUACGCUCUGCGUCACCCCAGCCAGCUGCUGAAAUCCAGCCAUUUCUUUUUCUUCCAGCUGCCCCGCUUCCCGGAGCUCAUGCUCUCCAUCAAUGAUUUCAAGGCUCUGAAGGCCUUGUUCACCAGCCGAAACACGGGGAUUGGAAGGAAAGGUCGAUGGCUCACUGCAGAGGACUUAGAGGCCUAUCUGUACGCUCUCUCACAGCCGGGAGCUCUGACUGGAGCCCUCAACUAUUACAGGAAUGUCUUCAGCUCUCUUCCCCUGAGCCCGAACCACGUCAGGUCUCCAGUGCUGCUGCUGUGGGGGGAGCGAGACGCCUUCUUGGAGCAGGAAAUGGCAGAGGCUUGCCGCCUCUACAUCCGCAAUCAUUUCCGUCUCAACAUCAUCUCUGGAGCCAGUCACUGGCUGCAGCAAGACCAGCCUGAUAUUGUAAACACCCUCAUAUGGACCUUCCUCAAGGAGGGAGAGGGACGCAAAAGCUACAGGAACUAAAUCCACAGAGAGGCCUCCUCCAGCCCCCCCCCCCCUCACUUGCCACACCUGGAAGCCUGGAAAAUGCCUGUGAUACCAAGCAACAUAGUGAUAAUGCAAUCAUUGUUUUAAUCUUUCACAUUUCAGAUAUUUUUUGAAGAGGUCAGCUGUACAGGAGAGAAUCAAAGCACACUUCAGUGGAGAGGACACUGGGCCAUAUAUAUAUAUAUAUAUAUAUAUAUAUAUAUAUAUAUAUAUACAUAUAUACAUACAUAUGUGGCACACAUUCAAAAUAUUUUUUUGCACAUGACAUCCGCCUUAAAGUUUGUCAGUUACAGCAUUACAAAUGUGUGGCGAAAUCUCCUUGUGACUUGUAUUGUGUGGUGCCUUUUGACUUUCAAGUUGUGGCGGUGUAAAGAUGUCUGGAGAGACUGGGAUAGGGUGUCGUCUGCUGUACGUGUAUGUCUCAUGGGGUCGCUUCUUUGGGCACAGUCCUUUGGGAGCAGAACGCUCCACAUCCCUUUAUCAGGUAGUGUUGUCUAAGGAAGGUUUCUUUUUGUAUCUUUCUCCUCAGAGAUACCUGCUGAAUUAUAGAGAAUGUUGUUAUCUUAAUCUUUAUGUAUAGAAAUGUCAGUGAUGGUUGACUAUGGUUGUACUAUUUUGUAUCUAUUCCUACACACUGCAUUUUGAAAUCCACUGAGCCAGAUCUACACCAUUUGAUUUUAUAAAUAAAACUUGAGUGUCAAA
This is a messenger RNA of Labrus bergylta (ballan wrasse), 2051 nucleotides long. It is a transcript of the gene ephx4, whose product is annotated as epoxide hydrolase 4. Lineage: Eukaryota; Metazoa; Chordata; Actinopteri; Labriformes; Labridae. Gene Ontology annotation, molecular function: hydrolase activity. The record is from RefSeq and is a predicted model, not a curated record.